AGUACAACGCACGGCGGGUCUGUGUCGUCCCGUCCACAGCCAAUAUGCAGUCAUCUGUGGAGUCCUCUGGUUUCUUUGAGACUUUCAAUAAUGAUAUGGACGAUUUUGAUUUAGAAGACGAUGAUUUCCCAAUAGGAACAAUAUCUUUCAACGGACGACUCGUUAUUUCGGGCGAUCCUAAUGUUUUCCCAGUUCUCGGAACGGGAGGGAGAGGCAUUGUGUUUGUGCCUGAAGAUAAGAGUACUGAUUGUGAUGGAGAAGAUCAUAUUGAUGAUAGUAUUUGUAGAGGUUAUGGAAUGUCAGUUAAUACAGAUCCACAAAAUAUCAAGUUUGACAUCAUUUCAACCAGGAUAAAUGAAAAUCAACGGAAGCAGCAUGUGUUUUACACCCUCAUGGUCCUCAAAACUGAAGGUAUUGACACAGACAAAGCUCUGAUUGAUAGACGUUACUCAGACUUUGCAGCUCUAUAUAAAGCUCUCAAGAAAGACCAUUCCAAAUUACUUGAGGGUAUAAACUUUCCUGGAAAAGUUUUUGGUCAGAAAAGCAAUUUGAACCCAGAAGUUAUUGAGGCGAGACGCUGUGCUUUUGAGUCUUUUCUUCAAAAGAUACACACUCAUAAGGAAAUCUUCCAUCAUCCAGCUUUUAGAAAAUUUUUCUAUCUACCAGAACUGCAUGAGGCAACAGAACACUUGAAAGGUGGCAAACUGAAGCAUAGUUUAAAACUGUUGCUUAACAGUCUGCAUCUUCAAGUCAAGUUAUGCGAUCAAGUGAGGGAGAUCAUUGCUACUCUGGCUGCAAUUGUCGUUGUACAUGAUGCUCAAAGUAAAUUUGAAGAAGCUGAACGCUAUGCAACAGUUGCUCUAGAAUUAAUCAAAGAAGAUCAUUUCUGUUCUUAUCUCAUUCCACUGUUGGAUGCAACAAUCAGACUUAGAUGCAAACUACGAAAAGACAAGAGGACCCUAGAGAUGCAUUUGGCACGUGUUCAAAGGACAAGUGGGAUUGAUGUUGAUUGCGCAUUCACAUUGCGAGAGCUUGCUGUUACAAGGUUUAGUGUGUGAAAUGUAUCUAUUUCUAAGAGAGUGUCAAAUUGUAGUACAUGGGCAGGAAAAGUUUAGUUGUCAUGAAUUUUUGAAUAAGUCCUCGGGGUGCUUGUUUCCAGUUAACAUCAACAUUGAGGUCACCAGAAUUGAGGAAAAGGGUAAAAGUCAUCUUGAUUGAUAAAUUGACUCUCCUGGUCACUAACUUAGGAACUGUUUAAAGAACAGGGUGGAAAAUUUGCAAAAUAAUAUGGGGUGUAAUGGGUUAAAUGUGUAAUUCUAAUACAUACUAGACUAUGAAUGUGAUCACUUGUCUAUAACAAGAGGGUGUAGAAUUUACAUAAUAAUAUGGGGUGUAAUGGGUUAAAUGUGUAAUUCUAAUACAUACUAGACUAUGAAUGUGAUCACUUGUCUAUAACAAGAGGGUGUAG
Stylophora pistillata is the source of this 1468-nucleotide messenger RNA. RefSeq names its product sorting nexin-20. Lineage: Eukaryota; Metazoa; Cnidaria; Anthozoa; Scleractinia; Pocilloporidae. The record is from RefSeq and is a predicted model, not a curated record. Gene Ontology annotation, molecular function: phosphatidylinositol phosphate binding. Gene Ontology annotation, cellular component: early endosome membrane. Gene Ontology annotation, biological process: protein transport.